Metarhizium acridum CQMa 102 is the source of this 2355-nucleotide messenger RNA. RefSeq lists its product as uncharacterized. The record is from RefSeq and is a predicted model, not a curated record. Lineage: Eukaryota; Fungi; Ascomycota; Sordariomycetes; Hypocreales; Clavicipitaceae. Gene Ontology annotation, biological process: intra-Golgi vesicle-mediated transport. Gene Ontology annotation, cellular component: COG complex; Golgi apparatus.
AUGACCUCCGCCCCCGACCUAGCGACGCUCACCUCUUGUGCCGACAUCUUUUCCGGAAGUCAUACCCUCCCACAGAUUCGAUCCAUUCACAAAUCACUCCAUGUCCAGAUUGAGGAGAAGGCGGCCCGUCUACGGACGCAGGUCGGCGGCUCGUACCGCGAACUUUUAGGCACGGCUGACACGAUCGUUCAAAUGCGUGGCGAUAAUGGUCGAGUGCAGGACCUUCUAGGCAACAUGGGGGCCCGGUGCGGACGAGCAGUCAUAUCUUCCAAGGCGUCUGGGCUUGCGAAAUUUGUCACCAGGGAUAGAGAUCCGAAAGCGAUCGAGACAGCGACGCUAAAGCUACUUGAUUCAUGUGGGCUCAUGAUAGCCAGGAUAUUGAAAGGUGGUGCGGGAGUCGAUGAGCACAUGAGGAAGGGCGAUAGAUUGGUCCUGGCCACAAAGGUGUUUGUAAUCGGCCGAUUGUUGAUCAAGAGCUUGAGGGAGGAUGUGUCGUCGGAGCACGCCCAGCACAUGGUUGACGCUGCUGGUAAGACGUUGGAGUCGCUACGUCGCCGUAUUCAACGGAGCAUCGAGCGAUUACUUGAGAAUGCGGAAGAUGCGACAGACACGGAGGAUGUGAUCAAGGCAUUGUGCGCUCAUAGUCUUGCCAAUAGCUCUGGGGCCAAGCAUGCUAUCUGGCUCUUCAUUCGAGUAAGACAGCGGGCUAUGGAGGCUGCAUUGGACUUGGAGGAGAGUGAGCGAACGACUACUACGGAGGAUGUGGUUCGUAGCUUGAGGCUAUACUCCAAGACCCUUCUUGAUGUGCAGGCCUUGGUUCCAGUCAAGCUGUCACAAGCGCUGUCCGCACUGAAGAAUCACACCCUGUUGGCAGACGCUUCUCUCAAAAAGCUCGAAGGCUUACGAUUGGACAUUUAUGAACGCUGGUGUAGCGAUGAUAUUCAAGAUUUCACGCCAUUCAUCAAACAUGACGAUCUUGAUGGCAAGCAGGCAAGAGAAAUGCUUGGCGCGUUUGCCGAAAAGGGUGGGCAGAUCGUCAUUUCUGGGCUGCAAAAGACGCUCGGUCACAUGAUGGACUUUAAGUCAAUUACUGACCUGCGAACCCAGGUACUGCAGCUUUGGAUUAGAGAUGGCGGCCGGGCCAAGGGCUUCGACCCGCAAGGCUUGCAAGACGAAAUGCGCGAGGCCAUCAAUGCCCGGCUGCUGGCCGUCGUCGAAAUCAAAGCCACAAAGCUGCGGCUUGUUGGAUCUGAAGUCAAGGCUACCCUUGAAGGGUGGCAAACCAGCAUUUCAGAUGCGCAUAUCAGCCUCUGGGAUGACAAAGGCUAUGAUGUCGCCUUGUCACACGGAGCCGCGCCAUUUAUUCAGGAGGUUGUCUCCCGGCUAUACGGCCGUAACGACGCAGUUUCAAAGGCAACUCACAGCUACAGUUCAUGGUUCCACAUUAUUGACGACGUAAAGACCGUCGUGGAGCAGCUGCGAAGACAGCGCUGGGACAAUGACUACGACGAGAUCGAGGACGAAGAAACCAUUGAAGCGAGACAGAGGAUCCUUAGUAAGGAGGACCCCAAAAAGUUGCAAGAGAAGCUGGACACAACCCUAGACAAGUCAUUUCGAGACCUCGAAGACCAGCUCCAGGGCUUGUGGAAACAAUACUCUGAGCACAAAUCCAGCGGCGCCAUAGCCAUCUACCUCAUCCGCGUGGUACGCGACAUCCGCACACAGCUCCCAGACCGUCCGGCUAUCAAGGACUUUGGAAUAUCCAUGGUUCCCAGCCUUCACAAUCAGGUUGCCGUCAUGGCUUCCAAGUCGGCGACGGAAGAGUUCGUCUCCACUGGUCUGUCGGAUAAGAGUGUGGCCAUGAAACCGCUGUGGGAGGGAGAGCCGGCACUACCAAGUCAGCCUUCGCCAGCUGUUUUCCAGUUGCUGAGGGACUUGUCGCUGUCAAUGACGGAUUUGGGAGUUGAUCUGUGGACUCCUGUGGCGAUGGCGGUGAUGAAGAGUUUGCUGGGGACAAAGCUUUGCGAGCCGUGGCAUAAGGAGCUUAAUGGAUUAUCACCAGAGGGUGGACGGCGUGAGAAGAUUGGCAAUGACGAUGAGGAGAAGAACGACUUGGAUGAAGAAAAGUUCAAGGGGCCUGAGGCGAACACCGUGGACAUUUGUACGCAAUGGCUGUUUGAUAUUGCGCUCCUGCGCUGCUGUAUUGCCAAGGGUGAAGGGGCACGAGAGUUUGAAAAGCUGGAUGUCGAGGUAUAUAAAAAGAGUGGACUCGAUGAAGCGGCGAGGAAGAAGAUUAACAAGAUGGCGCAAGACUUUGGGGGACGCGUCAACUUGUUGUUUGGGCUAUUGGCAUAG